This is a messenger RNA of Larimichthys crocea (large yellow croaker), 6114 nucleotides long. Its product is annotated as transmembrane protein 132C. NCBI's taxonomy places the organism in Eukaryota, Metazoa, Chordata, Actinopteri, Sciaenidae. The transcript is spliced from 16 exons. The record is from RefSeq and is a predicted model, not a curated record. The coding region runs from base 754 to 4314 and encodes 1186 amino acids.
CCUCCAUCCCGCGGACGAGUGUAUACAGCCUCUCAAGUUGAGCCCAGACGCACACACACACACAUAACACACACACAGCAAGAGGAGGAUAGUCGGAGGAUAGACACGGGGACGACGGAGCUGCUGCAGGGCGAGCGGAAUUUAAUUUGGAUUUGAUUUAAUUAUAUGAGCCUUAAGUGACAGAGUUAUCUUUUGGUUUGGUUGUUUGAAACCCGCAAACGAAGUCGUGGACUUUUUAAUUCGUUGCGGGAGGUCCACUCUGCUGGUCUGUUUGAACUUUUGAAAAAGAGAAAAGUAUGAGAAAGGAAGAGACGUUGAGGUUUCCUCAGCUUUAGCUGUCCCGUUUGGAUAAAUAAAGCGGAGGAGCGCACCGGUGGAAGAAGCUCAUCACGGGGGGGAAACGGGUUCAGUGCUCGGUUCUGGUUUGAAGCAGACACACCGCAGACUUUUUUGGUUUUGGGGGGUAGGAUUAAAAAAAAGAAGUCAGCCUGCAUCGGAGGUGCCCAUCGGAGGUUUUUCUCUUUUUUUUUUAUUACUGACUCCAGAAGGAUUUAUAGUUUACUCCACACCUCAUCUGUGCGGUGUUUUAGGUCAAGCACAGCGGGAUUAUUAAGAACCGAGAUUACCAAUGACACCGAUGCGGUGGUGAUCUGUCUCGGCGAAAAAAGGAAAGAGAUAAAAAAAUAAAAGAUCCCUUUUUGUCCGUAUUGUGAACAGUUCCGGAGGUUUUUUUUUUUUUAACCUACAGGAGAGAUGGAGACUGUGUGGAGAAAGGGUGGCGCGCCGGUGGGUUGUUGCCUCUGGAAGACAGCGCUUCUUCUUUUCCUGUGGAAAGUGUCUGACAGCCAAGCAGGAACAGCAGGAGUUGGACCAGGAGGAGGGCCGGACUCCUCCCAGCCCCGUUUCUCCUCCUCCCUCCCCACCUACCUCCCUGUCCAAUGCCAGCUAAGUGGUGCUGACUCCGCGUUCUUCUUGCGGGAAGCCAAUCAGGAGGUUAUGCGAAACGGCAGCCUAUCAUUGCGGACCGAGCCCUUCUUCCUCCACCAACUGGAACCAGGCGUUGCUGCCCCACAAUCCCUGCCGAGCGUCAAUUGCAGCUAUGGAAACCUGAGCAUUGAGCAGCCAAUCCCAGUGGAUCUGCUUCAGAGUCCACCACCGCAUCUGUUGCUAACCACCAACCAGGUGACUCUGAACUGGAAAGUCAAAGGUCAAGUGGUGGUGCCAAAAGUGGGUUCAACACGUCCCUGGAUACAGGUACUUUUUUAUCUAGUAGGGCGGCGUUGGGACGAGCCUGAUCCACCUCCGCCAGGCCUCCUCCCAUGUGUCAGAGCCUUGGCCAUCCGGGACACCAGUGAAACAGCACCCUCGGCAGGCUGCCGCCUCAUGGGCCCAUCUGGCAUCUGUGUUGUCCGUCUGGAGAUUCCCCCAGCUUGGUUUACACCACCACAAGUGAGAAAAAGACCUCCUGAAGUGACUCUGCCAUCAGUGGAUGUGUAUUACUCAAUUAUACCAGUGGAAGGGGCUGGUCAAGAGUGUCCCCCCAUUGUUAAUGAGCCAUGGAGAGCUCAGAGUGCAAAUGUCGGGCCUCUUGGAGGCUUGGGUAUGGGCCUUGGAGGACAGUGGAGCCCUCUCCUAGAUGGGGGUCUUCAGGACAUGCUAAAAGCUGGGUCUGUGGUAAUGACUAUGGGCCCAGUUUCUCCCAAAGGAGAAAGAUUGAGACUGGAUGAAAAUGUGGAGGUUCUGGUGCCACCCAGCCCGGUUCGUCUCGGCAAGACAGUAGCGUUUGGUAUCUACAUGAAGACAGACUCAAACACGGAACAGUUUACAUUGAGGGUGUGGUUCCAGUCAGGCAUCAACUUCCUGGCGGUGAAACCCAGCAACCUCGUCGCGUGGGAGAUCAAACAGGAAAUGGCGCCGGGAAGCAGUUCGUUGGCGGUGAUGUGUCAGAGAAAGGCCUACUCCACUGCGGAGAGAUUGGAAAGCCCAUCAUAUGAGGUGAUGCAGCUGGACUUUGAGGUGGAUAACGUAAUCAACCUGGUGCCGACCCAGACUCUGCACUGGAAUGUCGAGUACCGUGCUGGCAUGCAGACAACUUCCCGGCAAACAGAAAAAGUCUCGCACCUCUACAUCAGCAACACCGACAUACAGGGAAUCGUACCACUGGCUGAGGACACAGAGGUGGUGAACACAGCCAUUCUUACAGGACGGCGUGUUGCAGUGCCCAUCAAACUGGUUACCGUGGAGACCGAUGGGCAGGUGAGGGAGGUUGACGACUCAGUCACCUGCACUUCCACAGAUGUGGACAUCGUAAAGGUUACCCCAAGCUGUGACCAGGUUUUGGUGAAUGGUAAAGAAAUGCGUGGCCGGCAGUCUUUGGCAGUCAACUUCACCUACCUGCACCUUUCUGCUCAGCUGCUGCUCAAUGUCUGGGUGCCCAAGCUACCUCUGCAGAUAGACGUGUCAGAUACUGAGCUCAGCCAGGUUAAAGGCUGGAGGGUACCAAUCAUCACUAACAAAAGACCCACGAGAGACAGUGAAGAUGAUGAUGAUGAUGAGAGGAAAGGCAAGGGCUGCACCCUACAGUACCAGUAUGCCUUGGUGCGAGUCCUCACACAUUUUGUCGCAGAACCCUCUGACCCAGGAGGAGAAAUGGUCUACAUGUUAGGAGCAGACUGGCAAGCUGAUAUCACUCAUUUGGUGUUGGAUCAGCUAAAGGUAGAAGAUUCUCGCAUUGCCAGACUGGUAGACGGACGAAUCUUGAUCGGACGGGACCUGGGGAUCACCACUAUACAGGUUCUAUCCCCGCUGUCUGACUCUAUCCUGGCAGAGAAGACGGUAACUGUGUUGGAUGACAAGGUCACCAUCACAGACCUGGGAGUCCAGCUGGUUGCAUCUCUGUCCCUCAGUAUGUCGGCGAGUUCUGGAAAUUAUCAAGCUAUACAGCUAACGACUGCAGCUACAGACCUGCUACACACACCUAAACAGGAAGCUGUGAUUAGUGCGUGGAUCCAGUACAGUGACGGUUCAGUGACUCCUCUUGAUGUCUAUGAUCCCAAAGACUUCCUCCUCUCAGCUGUGUCAUUGGAUGAGAAUGUCAUCUCCAUAACCAAUCAGGAGCAACACUGGCCUAUCGUAGUAGCAGAGGGAGAUGGUCAAGGAUCACUGGUUCGUGUAGAGAUGGUUAUCUCUGAGACUUGCCAGAAAUCCAAAAGAAAGAGUGUGCUGGCAUCUGGAAUAGGCAAUGUGAUAGUUAAGUUUGGGGCAAAAAGUGAAGAAAGAGGUGUUAUGGGAAGAGGUGGACAGGACGAUGGAGGAGGGAUGGACAACAGCACCAGCGAGCAUCGAACAAAGGAUGGAGAGUGGAAAUCCAACAGUGCAGCAGUGGAUCGAGAGGAAGGAGCCAUGAGGAAGGUUAGCACAACGACCAAGAGCACCGUAACCCAUCGUGCUUCAGGUGGAAAAGCUGCCAGUGGAGGCAGCAGCAGCAGCCGGGGUGGAGGUCCCAGCCAAGCAGGCGACUAUAGUAGCUACCCAGCACAAGUGGAGGUACCAGGCACUGGCGAUAGUGAGCUGACGCAGACCACUAGAGGACUGUCGGAUUUGGAGAUUGGGAUGUAUGCCCUCUUGGGUGUAUUCUGUCUGGCCAUACUGGUCUUCCUCAUCAACUGUGUCAGCUUUGCUUUCAGAUACCGUCACAAGCAGGUCCCUGUGCUGGAGGCAGGAGGUAACAUGAACCACGCCCAUGACUGGGUGUGGCUUGGCAACGAAGCCGACCUUUUAGCCGACCACUCUGACCAGUGCCACGGUGGGCUGCCUGAUGAGUGCACCACCAUCAUAGACCGUAAUGAAGGAGGAUAUGAAGAGAACAAAUACCUGCUGAACGGUGCUGGUAACACCUUGGUGAUGGGCGUGGGCACAGGCAUGGGCACCAUUAGUGGGAGUGGUGGCACAGGUGGACACCGAGGUGUCACCCACGGACAAACCUUGCCUAGAUCUGUUCCAGAACCGCAUCAGUGCCUUUCAGCAAUCACUACAGGUGGCAAAAAUGCCACUGGCCAAGCAGAGCAUCUGAAUAAUUCACCCCGAGCCACGACUGCAGCUGCAGUUGCAGCCGCCAAACGCAAACGCGUCCAGUUCACAUCUUUUGCCACUGUUCUGCCCAAUGAUAAUUCAGGUAGUGGUGGCCCAUAUACCAACUCUUCAGUCUUGGUGACCAAUGGGAGUGAGGAUGACAUCAAGUGGGUGUGCCAGGAUAUGGACCUGGGUCAGUCUGAAAUCAGAACCUACAUGGAGAGGCUACAAGACAAUCUGUGACUGAGGGGAAAGAGACUGAGAAAGGAGGGGCAGAGGAUGAGGGCAGGAGGGGGAGGAAGGACAAUGAGUACAAUUCACCUGUAAUGCCUUUGCGAUGGAUGAAGGGAGGGAGAAUGGAAGGAACAUAAGAACAGUAAAGGGCACACAAAAUGUGGCAACGAGUUUAAAGGAUUAUUGAACAGACAGUGUAGGGGAUGCUUACAUUUAACUCCCCUUAGCCCCUUAGGCUGUGGAAAGCAUACUGUCAUCACUAGCUCACAAUGAAAUCAAUGGUAGCAAACGAUGAAUAACACUUUGAAUUUGUUUUAUAUUAUUUAUUAUAAAAAUAUUAGUGUAAAAAUCAAUUAUAAAGUCACUAUUGGUUAUGAAUGUUUAUUUUCAGAAUACCAGUAAACCAUUGUGCUAUACAGUAAAUUCAGGGUACGUUAUUGGACAAACAUCAUUAAGCCACUGUACAUUUAAACAAUGGUGGCAAAACGUAUUUUUUACUCACAUGCCAUCUUGCCAGCAGUGGAUGUGGCUGUUGAUUAAAUAUUGAUAUCUAGUUUUUAUUUACAAACCUGCCAAGUCUGUUGAAUUGUUAUAUAAGUCACUGAUUUCUGAAGAAUAGGUGCGCAUCAGAGGUACAAUAUGUUUGUUUUUGUUCUAUCAUGUGACCCAUUUGCAUUGCUCAUAAGUAAAAUGUAACAUGUACAAAAAAUAUAUAUAUAUAUAUUCCAAGUACUCAAUUAUAAAUUCAGGCACCAGUGGGAGUUGCCAAUCAGCACUGGAUACAGGUGAUCUUGGUCUUUCCUCAAACAACAUAAUGUGUCAAGAGGUGGAAAAUGAUACACAGAAAGACUGUUUCUCCCUUGGAUCCAAGACAGAGGCAUUUAAACUUGCACAAUUACAAACAGGAAAGGACAUUGGCCAUAUUUGAGGCUUACUUCCUGUUUCCUGAAACCUUCCAGCCAAUGACGGCUUUCCCCCAGUAUUCAGAACCAAUCCUGUCAUUCCCUGGCUCUUCUUCUUGUCUGUGAUUGGACAGCAGUAGUAACUUUGUGAACUUCAGUACACAGUGAAAUACUGUGAAAUACUGUCUGUAAACUAAAGGGGGACCGACUGAGGUGUCUCAUUGAAAAAGGAGGCUGCUUGGGCUUUGCAAAGCCUGACUGAACACUUUGAGGAUUAUUUAAAACUGAAACCAUGUAGGCAACAAGACAGACCAGAAUACCUACAGUGUUACACAUGGAGCUAACAGGACAAACUGAGUGACAUUACAAUACAAGUGAAAAUGGAGUGACACUCACACGAAUAGAUAUGGGUUCAUGAAACAUGUUUGUUCUUGCUGAACAUAAUUAUGUAUUUUUUCUCCUUUUGUUUGUCCUUUUUGAUAAAUAGAAAGUUUUUAUUAUGGUUUUCCUUGUUGCGUUUGUCCUAAUUUGGGAAGAUAUUAAUUGUAGCUUUUUAGGUAUAUUUUUUAGGUAUAUAUGAUUCUUUUUUCUCCUAGAGAUCUAUUUAUUUAAAUUAACAUUUGAGAGGGUGAGGAUGGGAAGAAAGGCCAAGGGCAAUGAUUGAAAACCAUAUACCUGCUGGUGAAUGAUAGCACAUAAGAGAACAAGUGAAAGGAAGGGGACAGAACUGGCAGAGAUUGCCUCACCUUCGUUAAGCUCAGGUGACGAGUCAUGAAGAACCGACAAUAAAAAAGGAGAACUGUAAGAUUGUUAAGAUUGCAAUAUUUAUUUAUAAAUGUGUUACUGUUUCAGAGUACACUGUAUGUUGUAGAUAAAUAAACAUGCUUCAAAGUGCUUGUGAAUAAGA